Messenger RNA from Iphiclides podalirius (scarce swallowtail), 531 nucleotides. The record is from the annotation of a GenBank genome assembly. Lineage: Eukaryota; Metazoa; Arthropoda; Insecta; Lepidoptera; Papilionidae.
AUGCGCACCAGGGGCUCCCGGUGGUGCGGGGGCCGGCGGGCGGUGGCGCUGGCGCUGGUGCUGGGCGCCGCGCUCGUGCUGCGCGUGCCGCUGCACUCGCGCCUCUCCGCCGACUUCCCGCGCCUCUCGCCGCGAGCCCUUGCCCACUUCCUCGCGGACUUCUCCAACUAUCCCAAACUCUACCCGGACAUUUACUCGUGGUCGGUGGAGGAGGAGUCUGGCAAUUACACGUCGUGGCGCUACUCGGUGUCGUAUUCGUGCGGGGAGCGAUGCGUGGGGCGCGUGGAGGUGUGGCACGGGGAGGAGGGCGCUGGGGCGGGAGGGGGACGGCACCUCCUCAGGGUGGUCGACGAGCGUUGCUCGCAUCUGCCUCUGCUACCGUUCCCGCGGUUCUGCGCGGAGGGGCCUAUGGGCGCGCGGCUGGCGGAGAGCGCGCGCGGCGCGUGCGGGCCGGCGCAGGCGCUGCUGGGCCGCUGCCGCCUCGCCGCGCGCCGCCGCCGUCACUUGGACGCGCUGCGGCUCGCCCUGGCC